CUGUUUUGCCUCAGCCAAUCGAAUGAAUGUUUCAAAAAUUUCAAACUUAAAUUUGACCAACGUACACCGAGUGGAUGCUAAGCUUUUUCCGUCUUCGGAAAGUAAAUAUUUUAUUUCAAUGCAUUUUGUUCCCACGGUGUGGGCUGUUUGAAAAGUGGUGACAAAAUGAUCAAACGAAGCGAAUAAUUAACAAUAAGAAUUAGUGGGAACGAUUAUAUUUGAAUAUUGUUCAGCUGUUGACGGUAGUUCGUUGUAACAUUUUCUCAAGAAUUUGGUUUAUUAUACAUUAAUAUGAUGGACAAUUGUUGUGCUCCGCAAUGGGCAGACUUCACUUGCAGCCCACAGCUGCCUUCUGACAGUUAUUUCGAGAUAGAGCACGAAAUACACAAUGCUCAAAUGUAUUUGAAAUCGAAUUUGAAAUCUGAUUCAUCCUUACCAUCUAAUGAAGAAAAUCUGGGAGAGGAAUCAUUGAUUACCGAAACAAAAUUCGAUGAUAGUUUAGAACCUGCACAAGAUAAGUGUACUAAUAUGGUAUUUUUCAUACCGCAUGAUAAUAAAAAACAGCCUGCAAAAGAGACAAAUAAUGAUAACGUAAAGAAAGAUACAAAAUGCUCGAAAUCUAAUAAACUUUAUCAUGCAUGGAAUGUUUCUAUAGCUGAUCUAACUUCUGUGUUCAAAGCAACAUCGGAGCCACAAAGACUUAAAGCAGCAGCUGAGAAAAUUAGGAAAAGUGCAAUUGUUGAAAUGAAGAAUAACAUCUUUCGUAAACCUUCAAAGAAAGCUAACACACAAAAUGCAUUAAAAAAAAUAAACAAUGACCCAGUAGCAAAUGCAAAAGUUAAUAAUUGUUCUGAGUAUGGUGAAGCGAAUCCUUUGAACAAAGAAUUACCCUAUAAAACUGUUUCAGCACAGCGGAGGCAGUCCGAUAUCUUUAAAACUAAGCAAUCGCAACGUAAAGUGCUUACAUGUCAAUAUCGUAGACGAAGUUUGAUGAAAUAUCGUAGAUGUUCAAAUCAAUUUGUAAGUAUGGCAGAAGCAGUGUCUAAAUUCCAAAAUGGAACACCUCAACGAUUUCGAACCAUUAGUAAAAAAGACUUGAAGCCAGGUCCCUUAAUGAAAUUAAAACGGUCCCCAUUGAAACUGACUCAUCCAAUUUCUCCUGCAUUAAGAUCUAAGCAAAGAGUAAGACAUACUAAUGUUUUGAGUAAAGAGGAACGGGAAGCUAUGGAACUUGAAGAGAUGAAGAAAAAUCAAAUAAAAGCGAAUCCUGUUCCUGUUAAUAUUUUAAAGGGACCAUCCGUGUUAAAAAAGGUUGUAAAGAAACCAGUUACUAUCACAGAGGAGUUUAAAUUGACUCAGUCAAGGAAAACACGUUACACAGCAGUUCCCCAAGUAAUAGAACAAUGUGAUCAGAAGAGCACUGUACCAAUAAGUCAUUCCACUGGUGCAUUGACUGUUGAAAAAGAUGAUAAAAUACAAACUCAUAAGAACACUGUAUCAGUAACUUGUUCAACCAAUACCUUGACUGUUAAAAAAGAUGAUAAAAUACAGAGUCAUAGAGGUACUGUUUCAAUGAAUCGUUCCACCAGUGCUUCAAGUGUGACUAAAAAAAAUAUAAAAGUUGAGGCUCGUAAGACCAGUGCACCAAUAAAUCGUUCUACCAGUGCCUCAAACGUUACCAAGAAAGAUAGCAAAGAGGGAACUCAUAAGACUACUGUACCAAUAACUCGUUCUAUCAGUGCUUCAAAUGUUGCUAAGAAGGAAAACAAAGAAGGAACUUAUAAGUACACUCUACCAAUGAAUCGUUCUGUCAGUGCAUCAACUGUUAGAAAACAUGAUAAACUACAGACUCCGAGAAACACUGUAGCAAUAAGUCGUUCCACUAGUGCCUCCAGUAUUUUUAAAAAAGACGAUGCAUGCACCAAACAGUCCACUGAUAAUACUGCACGAUCUGUGUCAAACGUGUUGCCGUACAGUUUUGAGGCACGCAACAAGGAAUUUCAGAUGAAGAGGGAAGAAAAACUGAAGAACUUACAGGAGCAAGAAACAAAUAAACUGAAAACUGGGUUCCACGCGAGGCCCAUACCAAAAUUUUCGAAACUGUUAAACUCGGUUAAAGAACCUGUAGACAAGAAAAAAACAGUGGUCUCGUGUCCUUUUAGUUUCGCCGAAAGAGAUAAGGGCUUGGCUAAGAAGAAAGAACAUUUUGUUAAACAGAUCCAGGAGAAUAACAAGAAGUCGCGUGUAUUUCACGCCAAUCCUGCGCCGACUUUUAAACCUGUAACGGUGCAUGGUUUGUCUAAAGAGAACACACAAAGCAAAGAGAGAAACGUGAACAAAGAAUGCACAACGAAACAAAUUAAAAUCGUUGUCGAUCAAGAGAACAAGCAGCCAAAUAUUAUCGAUGCGAACGAAGAAAAGAAAAGCGAAACGAAGGAGCAAGCAACCAACAAAACGCAUAAGAAACCGCUUAAAGACAACAGCGACAAUGAGAACGAUAAAGACUCGGUGAAGGGUAAUCAAAAGAAGACUGUUGCGUUAGAAUUGAACAGCGAUAAAAGAGCGAAGAAACGAGAGGAAUUCGACGAGAAGAUAAGAAAGAGAGAGCAAGAAAUGGAAGCAAAGCGACAGGAAGAGGAAAAGCUUAGACUGCUCAAAGAAAAAUCCGAAAGAGCCGAGCUUCGCAAGUUAGCAGAGGUGAAAGCGACACCGAUGCCAGUAUACAAGCCAAUGAUCAUACUGAAAUCCACUAAAAUGCCAACCAACCCUAAAGAUCCCAAGUGGGCAAGCAAGAGCAGAUUGAAAAACACGCCGCAAGUUUGAGAGCUUUUAUAGUUUAAGAUAAAAGAUAUUUUUAUGAUUCAUGAUUGUACUA
This is a messenger RNA of Nomia melanderi (Alkali bee), 2875 nucleotides long. The record is from RefSeq and is a predicted model, not a curated record. Lineage: Eukaryota; Metazoa; Arthropoda; Insecta; Hymenoptera; Halictidae.